Molecule: messenger RNA, 1725 nt
Organism: Xyrichtys novacula (pearly razorfish)
Lineage: Eukaryota; Metazoa; Chordata; Actinopteri; Labriformes; Labridae
Source: the annotation of a GenBank genome assembly
AUGGCCAGCUCUCCCAGACUGGCACACCCACCCCGCCGUCACUGUGGGAGAGUUGGGCCUUGUGGGCUUCCUGGUCCUCAGCUCCGCCUCGCCUCGAUCUGGCCGGACAGGGAAAACACUUCUCAGUUUCAGAACAAAAGCAACAACGGAUGGACGGAAGAGGACGAAGUAACGGCGACUCAUCACCGGACCUGAAUCUCACGGAUUGAGAUAUUUGUACCGGAUUUCAGCAGGAUUUAGUCGGGGACCGAACUCCUACGAAAGGCGACAAACUUGGUCGCCUCGCAUCUUUGUAUCCCGACAGUAAUCCGUCGAGGUGCUGGAUAAAUAAGACAAGGGUCAAACAGGCAGACAGACGGUAUUGUUUGCCUGCUCUUCCUCUAAACUUCGGCCAUAAAAAGCGGAGUAGCUGAGGUGGGACUCUGAGUUUCUGUCCUUUACUUUCAGCUCAAUCGGAUUUCAGGAAGAAAGGCGUAUUUUGUCAUUUUCGGUAAGUUUAUUUUUGUGUUUCAGUGAAGCGUGUCUGACGGCGAAGUGCGCCUGUGCAGUGUGAAGCCUUUUAGUUAGUACGCCAUAAAGGGGGAGUCACUGGACUGUUACUGCCACUCGUACAACUUCUACAGCUUUUCCUCACACCGAAACAAAGAUACACCACAUAAACUGCCCCAAUGUGUUAAAGUAAAGCAUCAAACACUGGCGGGGCCACCACAUGAUCUCAUACCCGUGGGUUGCUAUGUGUCACGUAUGACUAAUACGGUGAUUUCAUAAUUGUUUGCUAAUGUUUUUGUACUGUUUACCGUUUACUUAAAGCCUCAAGCGACCCAUGUCGUCUGCCAUGGCGUAAUCUGACAAAAAUAAUGCGCAACAUUUCUACAGCUGUCACAAAUAAUACUUCCUCCUGUAUCAACAGGGGACACUUUUUACACUGUUGUCUUAAACACCUAGUUCACCCAAAUAUGUAAUAAGUACAAAGAGAGAAGAAUGGCAAUAAUUGUAUUGUCAAAACAAAAUCUAAAAUAAAUAGUCCUCUUAUCAAACUGCCUCACUGCCAACUUGACUUUCCCAUUGAGAUAUUUUGUAGAGGGAAAUCAACACCUGUUGCUUAUGAUCAAAAUUAUAUUCAUGUUAAGAUUUAAAACAACAUUUUGUAAGGAAUUUUGAUGUUUCACUUGUGAACUAUGACUAGACUCUGACUCGGGUAUGACUAACAAAACUAAUUUUCUUCUUCCACAGGUUUCAGUUGUGGAAUUGGCCUUUGUGAAGGGGCUGCACUUCACUCUGUGGGCUGAGAACUUGGGAGAGAAACAAAGCCUGACUGGAAAAGGGUGAGAAGGGAGACGGAGAUGGAUUUCCUCAUAGAUCCCUUUGCCCCACGCUCCCACCCUUUGCGACCAGUCCCCCCACUCACACAAAACAAAAGUCAGUCACCACACUUUUGGGGGAGGGGGACCCAGUCUGAACAGGGUUUGGGAUACGACUAGUUUCAUUGGGAGUUCAGAACUAGAAGUGCAAAGAAGAGGGGGAGGGUAAACAGCUGUCAGAUAACUGACUACGGGAAUGAAUGAGAACAAAAAGUUCUUAAAUCAUCAUAGUCCGUACUCCUGUAUGACUGUACUCCAUAGCAGAUAGUUCUUUCUCCUUAUCUUUAAAGUGCUAACAGUCUCUCCAACGGUACUGGCAAUAUCAGUAAUAACAAAUUUUUUUGUUUGUUUUGUUUCUAGUUGA